This is a messenger RNA of Cornus florida, 4452 nucleotides long. Its product is annotated as ABC transporter B family member 19-like. The record is from RefSeq and is a predicted model, not a curated record. The coding region runs from base 1 to 4452 and encodes 1483 amino acids. Gene Ontology annotation, cellular component: membrane. NCBI's taxonomy places the organism in Eukaryota, Viridiplantae, Streptophyta, Magnoliopsida, Cornales, Cornaceae. The transcript has 9 exons. Gene Ontology annotation, biological process: transmembrane transport. Gene Ontology annotation, molecular function: ATP hydrolysis activity; ATP binding; ABC-type transporter activity.
AUGGCCGAAUUCUCCUUUGAAACAGAUCACUCUGUCUCUGCCAGGCGUCGCCACCCUACACCUAGCUCUCGCUACAAUUCUCACUCUUUCACUGCAUCCAGCUCCCACUAUCCCACUCCAGGUAGGCUAUGGAACCUUACUCCGGCUAAUCCAUUUGCCUCCGGGGAUGAUAAGUCGUGGAAAGGCGAGCUUUCAUGGCAGUUUGAGCCAACAGGGUGGCGUGACAGUCGCGACCUAGGUGCAGUACUUAGCCCGUGGGUGGUGGCCACACCGGCAUCAAAUGGUGGCGUAUUCAGGCGGUCAGCUAAUGACUAUUACCUUUCGCGUACUUCUGGCUAUGAUGUGGUGCCUUCGGAGAGGCUUGAACUCCGGAGCUAUGUUGCUAGAGAUGGUGAAAGCUCGGUUCUUGGAAGAAGUUAUGCUUCUGGUGCAUUUAGUACCAAGUCCCAUCAUAAGAUUUCAAGCUUGGCAACUGCUAAGGAGGGGACUAGUGGUGGACAUGGAGGUCCUUUAGCUCAGAAGGAUGAUCUUAGUUUUACUGAUUAUGAGGACGAUGAUGAUGAUGGGGAUGGUAGGGAUGGUGCUCAUGGUCAUCAUCAUAAUCGUCAUCAUGGGAUGAUGCAUGAUCAUGGUGGGCAUUAUGAGAAACAUGGCCACCAUGUUGAUGGUGGUAGGGAAUUAAGCAGCCAUCACUAUAGGGGUGAUGAUGGUUACGACGACAUGGAUCGGGAGUCUGAUGAAGAAGAUGACGUGGAUGAUGGAGUGGCACCUAAGCCACUUGGACUUUUCAGCUUAUUCAAGUAUUCAACAAAGUUGGAUAUGGUUCUUGUGUUAUUUGGUUGUUUGGGAGCUCUGAUAAAUGGAGGGUCUCUUCCUUGGUACUCUUUUUUUUUUGGUAACUUUGUGGACAAAAUUGCUAGGGACACUGACAACACCAAGAUGAUGAAUGAUGUGCAAAAGAUAUGUCUGUUUAUGGCUGGAUUAUCAGCAAUUGUGGUGGUUGGAGCAUACAUGGAGAUUACUUGUUGGAGAAUGGUGGGGGAGCGAUCAGCUCAUCGAAUAAGAACAAAGUACCUGCGAGCAGUUCUGAGACAGGAUAUCAGCUUUUUCGACACAGAAAUUAGUACCAGCGAUAUCAUGCAUGGAAUUUCAAGUGAUGUUGCACAAAUCCAAGAAGUGAUGGGGGAAAAGAUGGCACACUUCGUUCAUCACAUAUUUACCUUCAUCUGUGGUUAUGUGGUUGGUUUUCAAAGGUCAUGGAAGGUUUCUCUGGCAGUUCUUGCAGUCACCCCACUAACCAUGUUCUGUGGUCUUGCUUAUAAGGCUGUAUAUGUUGGCCUAACUGCAAAAGAGGAGGUCUCUUAUCGGAGAGCUGGUGGAAUUGCAGAGCAAGCCAUAAGUGCAAUUAGAACUGUAUUUUCUUUUGUGGCAGAGGAUCAUUUAGCUGCAAGAUAUGGUGAAUUGUUGGAGAAAUCGGCGCCCUUUGGGGCGAAGAUUGGCUUCGCCAAGGGUGCAGGGAUGGGAGUUAUAUAUCUGGUUACUUAUUCCACAUGGGCAUUGGCUUUCUGGUACGGAUCAAUCUUGGUUGCCAAGAAAGACAUCACUGGAGGUGCAGCCAUUGCUUGUUUCUUUGGUGUCAAUGUAGGAGGGAGGGGCUUGGCAUUGUCACUAUCAUAUUUUGCUCAAUUCACACAAGGAACUGUAGCAGCUAGCCGAGUGUUUGAAAUUAUAGAUAGAGUUCCAGAGAUUGAUCCCUACAGUCCUGAGGGGAGGAGGCUCUCUAGUGUACGUGGAAAGAUCAUGUUAAAAAAUGUAACUUUUGCUUACCCUUCUCGUCCAACUCUUCCGAUUCUUCGCUCUCUCAAUCUUGUAGUUCCAUCUGGAAAGACACUUGCAUUGGUUGGUGCCAGUGGAGGUGGCAAGUCCACCAUUUUUGCUCUUAUAGAGAGAUUCUAUGAUCCUACCAAUGGAUCGAUCACAUUGGAUGGUCACGAUUUAAGGACACUGCAAAUUAAGUGGCUGAGAAGUCAGAUAGGUGUGGUGAGUCAGGAACCAGUUCUCUUUGCCUCCUCCAUACUAGAAAAUGUGAUGAUGGGAAAGGAGAAUUCCACAAGGAAAGAGGCCACUGCUGCUUGCGUUGCUGCCAGUGCCCACAACUUCAUCAGUGGUCUUCCACAAGGCUAUGAUACUCAGGUUGGAGACAAAGGAACCCAACUCUCAGGUGGUCAGAAACAGAGAAUUGCUCUGGCUCGAGCCAUGAUUAAAGAUCCUACGAUCCUUCUGUUAGAUGAGCCCACUAGUGCCCUGGACCCCGAGUCUGAGUCCAUGGUCCAGCAGGCCAUUGACAAGAUAUCUAUUGGCAGAACCACCAUUGUCAUUGCCCAUAGGCUAGCAACAGUAAGAAAUGCUCACACAAUUGCAGUUCUUGACUGCGGCUCUGUUGUUGAGAUUGGGGACCAUCACCAGCUCAUGAAAAAUGCUGGGGCUUACUAUGAACUUGUCAAGCUCGCUUCAGAAGCAGUUUCAAAGCCUGUACCAAAGCAAAUGGAUAGUAAAAGGGAUGCCGAGUUCUCCGUGUAUGAGAAAUCAGUUAAUGAUGUCUAUGAAAUCUCACGGUCAAAGUACUUAAAAUCAAUGCAAGAAAGUUAUGAAGUGGAGGAGGAAGAACAAAAAGGAGCAAAGCAGAAGAAAUUUAGACUUCAAGAGGUAUGGAAGUUGCAGAGACCAGAGCUAGCCAUGCUGCUAAUAGGAUUACUCUUGGGUAUGCUAGCAGGUGCAAUUCUCUCCAUCUUUCCUCUAGUUUUAGGCCAAGCACUUAAAGUCUACUUCUACCCAGAUGCAUCAAAGAUGAAAAGGGAAGUUGGGUACCUCUGCUUGGCACUGGUUGGCCUUGGCCUUGGGUGCACAAUAUCCAUGACAGGCCAACAAGGUUUCUGCGGUUGGGCAGGGACAAGGCUCACAAAGAGGGUUAGAGAUUUCUUAUUCCAAGCUAUACUAAAACAAGAACCAGGUUGGUUUGAUUUCGACGAGAAUUCCACUGGAGUACUAGUAUCAAGGCUCUCAAUUGAUUGCAUCAGUUUCCGGUCAGUUCUUGGUGAUCGGUUCUCAGUCUUACUGAUGGGAUUGAGCUCUGCUGCUGUUGGUCUUGGUGUGUCAUUUCUUCUCGAAUGGAGACUAACCCUCUUGGCCACUGCUCUCACUCCCUUCACACUUGGUGCAAGCUAUUUCAGCCUGAUCAUUAACAUUGGGCCUAAAUUGGAUAACUCUUCUUAUGCCAAAGCUAGCAAUAUAGCUGCAGGUGCAGUAUCAAAUAUAAGGACAGUGAUGACACUUUCAACUCAGCAACAGAUAGUUCAUUCCUUUGAUCGAGCUCUAUCCGAGCCACAGAAAACAUCGGUUAGAAGGUCACAAGUUCUUGGGCUAGCCCUUGGAUUCUCUCAAGGUGCAAUGUAUGGAGCUUAUACUCUAAUGCUCUGGUUUGGAGCCUACCUUGUAAAACUAGACAAGACAAAUUUUGGGGAUGUAUACAAGAUAUUUCUAAUACUUGUCCUGAGCUCAUUCUCUGUUGGACAACUAGCUGGCCUUGCACCAGAUACUUCCAUGGCCCCAUCUGCUAUACCUGCUGUUUUUGAUAUCAUUAAUCGUAGACCAUCGAUAAGCAAUGAUCAACAGAAAGGUAGGAAGAUUGACAGGUCGAAGCAAUUUGAUAUCGAGUUCAAGAUGGUAACAUUUGCAUAUCCAUCUAGGCCUGAGGUGAUUGUUUUGAGGGACUUCAGUCUGAAGGUCAAAGGUGGGAGCAGGGUGGCCCUGGUAGGAGGAAGUGGUUCUGGAAAAUCAACUGUGGUAUGGAUGAUACAGAGGUUUUAUGAUCCAAUAAGAGGGAAGGUACUCAUGGGAGGGGUGGAUUUGAAGGAGCUUAAUGUGAAGUGGCUGAGAAGGCAAAUAGCUUUGGUGGGUCAAGAGCCUGCACUGUUUGCUGGGAGCAUAAGGGAGAAUAUUGCAUUUGGAAAUCCGAAUGCUUCUUGGAGUGAGAUUGAAGAAGCUGCAAAGGAAGCUUACAUUCACAAGUUCAUUAGUGGCCUCCCUCAGGGCUAUGAAACACAGGUUGGUGAGAGUGGGGCCCAACUAUCGGGUGGCCAAAAACAAAGGAUCGCGAUUGCAAGGGCAAUACUGAAGAAAUCAAGUGUGCUACUCCUAGAUGAAGCUAGCAGUGCCUUGGACUUGGAAUCAGAGCAGCACGUCCAGAAUGCACUGGGGAAGAUUUCCAAGCGGGCCACCACUAUUGUGGUGGCCCACCGGCUUUCAACGAUCAGAAAAGCUGACCUCAUAGCGGUUGUUAGGGAUGGUGCAGUGGCGGAGUAUGGAAGCCAUGAUACACUCAUGGCUUCCCAUCUUGAUGGCAUCUAUGCUAGUCUGGUCCGUUCAGAAACAGAAGCAAAUGCUUUUUCUUGA